UUAGAGUCCAGAGCACAGCUUAUCUGCAUCAACAUUUCCUAAGAUGUGGGAGGAGUUUGGUUCGGAUAAAUAAUUCAGCAUGCAGUGGAGAGAACAGCAGACCAGGAAGGCAGCAGCCCUGACCACCAGGAGCCAGAUAUCACAGACACUGGCAGCUGGCUCAGCUCUGCAGCAUCUGCACUGCCUUGGCCCUCCUGUCCCUGGGAGCAAAGAGCAACACCCUGAAGGAAAUCCUAGAAGGUCUCAAGUUCAACCUCACAGAGACCCCUGAACCAGACAUCCACCAGGGCUUUAGGUACUUGCUAGACCUUCUAAGUCAGCCAGGGAACCAGGUACAGAUCAGCACAGGCAGUGCCCUGUUUAUUGAAAAGCACCUACAGAUCCUGGCAGAGUUCAAGGAGAAGGCAAGGGCUCUGUACCAGGCUGAGGCCUUCACAGCAGAUUUCCAGCAACCUCUCAAGGCCACAAAGCUCAUCAAUGACUAUGUGAGCAAUCACACCCAGGGGAAGAUCAAGGAACUCAUCUCAGGCCUGAAAGAGAGCACAUUGAUGGUGCUGGUGAACUACAUCUACUUUAAAGGCAAAUGGAAGAACCCCUUUGACCCGAAUGAUACAUUUAAGUCCGAGUUCUACUUGGAUGAGAAGAGGUCUGUGAUUGUGUCCAUGAUGAAAACUGGUUACCUGACAACUCCCUACUUCCGGGAUGAGGAGCUGUCCUGCACUGUGGUGGAGCUGAAAUACACAGGAAAUGCCAGUGCCAUGUUCAUCCUCCCUGACCAGGGCAGGAUGCAGCAGGUGGAAGCAAGCUUACAACCAGAGACCCUGAGGAAGUGGAAGAACUCUCUGAAGCCCAGGAUGAUACAUGAGCUCCGCCUGCCCAAGUUCUCCAUCUCCACCGACUACAGCCUGGAGCACAUCCUUCCUGAGUUGGGCAUCAGGGAAGUCUUCUCCACACAGGCUGACCUGUCUGCAAUCACAGGAACCAAGGAUCUGAGAGUCUCUCAGGUGGUCCACAAGGCUGUGCUGGAUGUGGCUGAGACAGGCACAGAGGCUGCUGCUGCCACAGGAAUGGCAGGUGUCGGAUGUUGUGCAGUUUUUGACUUUCUGGAAAUAUUUUUCAACAGGCCAUUCCUGAUGAUUAUCUCUGACACAAAAGCUCACAUUGCCCUCUUUAUGGCAAAAGUUACAAAUCCAGAGAGAUCUAUGAACUUCCCAAAUGGUGAGGGUGCUUCUUCCCAACGGCUGGAAUCUAAGCGUUUAUGUUUUGGUGAUCCGCUAUGCCUGAUUGGACAGUGACACUUACCAACUCUGUCACGUCCUCAUGCAGAGAAAGAAGCCUAUGGCUGGUUAUUGUCAGACUCUCUGUCAUGAUGGUAUCACGAAAUCAGGUUCCUGACCUGAAAUUUGUGUUAUUCCCUUUCCCUGCUGUCUCCAUUGUAUCUGCCUCAACCCAAAAGCCUGGGCCCAGCAGUGAGGCUCUCUCCUAACUUAGGCUCUGCUUAUGUCUGCCUUCAUCCUUUCAGUCAUGAUGGGACUGUGCAAGUUUACAGGCCAACCCAUAAGGACUAAGAAAGGAACCUGGUGCCCUGGGUCUAUCUGCAGCAUCUGAAAUGCUUGGUGCCCAGAUCUGCCUUAUGCUUGCCUUCCUCUGGGCAGAAUUAUCCUCAGCCCCUGCAUAGUCUCCUGGCCCCACCCAGAUCUGGCACAGGUGGAGAUCUCAGCCCUGCAGCUGCAUGGGGCCUGUGGGUCAGAGCAGCUCCUCCCCCUGUAGCACUCCUACUCAGAACAGAGUAGUCUUUCUCAAUGUCUCUUGUUGACCAACUACGUAGGACUGGUGGACACCUCUGCAUUCAUCACACAAAUUGAAAGGGCAGGAGCUAAGGAUCAAUAAACAUGUAACUGCAUUGAA
Mus musculus (house mouse) is the source of this 1908-nucleotide messenger RNA. It is a transcript of the gene Serpina3g, whose product is annotated as serine (or cysteine) peptidase inhibitor, clade A, member 3G. Lineage: Eukaryota; Metazoa; Chordata; Mammalia; Rodentia; Muridae. Gene Ontology annotation, molecular function: serine-type endopeptidase inhibitor activity. The record is from RefSeq and is marked validated. Gene Ontology annotation, cellular component: extracellular region; nucleus; cytoplasm. Bases 549 to 1295 code for a protein of 248 amino acids. The transcript is spliced from 5 exons.